AUGGAUUCAGUGACCUUUGAGGAUGUGGCUGUGAACUUCACCCUGGAAGAGUGGGCUUUCCUGGAUCCUUCACAGAAGAAGCUCUAUAGAGAUGUGAUGCGGGAAACCUUGAGGAACCUGAUCUCAAUAGGAGAAAAAUGGGAAGAUCAUGACAUUGAAGAUCAGUACAAAAAUCAGGGGAGAAAAUUAAGAAGUCAUGUAGUUGAAAGACUCUGUGAAAGUAAAGAGGGUAGUCAGUGUGGAGAAAACUUCAGCAUUAUUCCAAACCUCAAUCUGAGCAAGAAAACUAAUAGGAUGAAACCACGUGAAUGCAGUGUAUGUGGAAAAGUGUUUACACGUCAUUCAUCCCUUAAGAGACAUAUGAGAUAUCACACUGAACGUAAACCACCUGAGUAUCAGAAAUAUGGAGAGAAGCCAUAUAGAUGUAAGGAAUGUGGUAAAGCCUUUGGCUAUCUCCAAUUUUUGGAGACCCAUGAGAAAAAUCACAAUCGAGAGAAAAAACAUAAAUGUGAGGAAUGUGGGAAAGCAUUCCAUUCCCGUGCAUCCUUUCAAGCACAUGAAAGAAUCCACACAGGAGAAAAACCCUAUGAAUGUAAGGAAUGUGGGGAGGCCUUCAUAUACUAUCAUACUUUUAGAACACAUCAAAGGACUCACACAGGUGAGAAACCCUAUGAAUGUAAGCAGUGUGGUAAAGCCUUCAGUUGUCCUAGUUCUUUUCGGAAACAUGAAAGAAUUCAUACUGGGGAAAAGCCUUAUGAAUGUAAGGAGUGUGGGAGAACCUUCAGAGGUCUCUCAAGCCUUCGAGCACACAUGAUCACUCACACUGGCGAUGGACCUUAUAAAUGUCAGGAAUGUGAGAGAGCCUUCAUUUCUCCUAGUUCCUUUCGAAUACAUCAAAGGAUUCACACUGGAGAGAAACCCUAUGAAUGUGAACAAUGUGGUAAAGCUUUCAAUUACUACAAUUCCUUACAGUCACACAGAAGAACUCAUACUGGAGAGAAGCCCUAUGAAUGCAAGGAAUGUGGGAAAACCCUGUCCCAUCAGCAAACCUUAAAAAUACACAUGCGGCUGCACACUGGAGAGAAACCCUAUGAAUGUAAACAAUGUGGUAAAGCUUUCAGAUAUUACCCUUCCUUUCACAAACACAAACAAAUUCAUACUGGAGGGAAACCCUUCGAAUGCAAACAAUGUGGUAAAGCCUUCAGUCAUUACAAUUCCUUACAGUCACAUGGAAGAACUCACACUGGAGAGAAACCCUACGAAUGCAAGGAAUGUGGGAAAGCCCUCUCCCAUCACCAAACCUUGAGAGUACACAUGAGACUGCACACUGGAGAGAAACCCUAUGAAUGCUCACAGUGCAAAAAAUCCUAUAAAUGUAAGGAAUGUGGAAAAUCCUUUAGAUAUCGUCAAUCUGUUCGAAAACAUGAACGGACUCACACUGGAGAGAAACCCUAUCAGUGUAAACAGUGUGGAAAAGCCUUUCGAUACCAUCAAACCUUUCAAACACAUGAAAGAACUCACACAGGAGAGAAACCCUAUGAAUGUAAGCAAUGUGGUAAAGCCCUCAGUUGUCCCAGUUCCUUUCGAAGCCAUGAAAGGACUCAUACUGGAGAAAAACCCUAUGAAUGUAAAAAGUGUAGUAAAGCCUUCAGUUGUCCCAGUUCUCUUCGAAAACAUGAGAGAACUCAUACUGGAGAGAAACCUUAUGAUUGUAAGGAAUGUGGAAAAGCUUUUAUUUCUCUUGGAAGUUUUCAAAGACACAUGAUAACACAUACUGGAGUUGGACCUUAUAAAUGUAAGGACUGUGGGAAAGCAUUCAAUUGUCCCAGUUCAUACAGAAUACACGAAAGAUCUCACACUGGAGAAAAACCCUAUGAAUGUAAACAAUGUGGUAGAGCCUUCAGUUGUUCCAGUUCAUUUCGAACACAUGAAAGAACUCACACUGGAGAGAAACCUUAUCAAUGUAAGGAAUGUGGAAAAGCCUUCCACUGGCUCACCACUUUUCAAGUCCACUGUGGAAAAACCUUCAGUUCUCCUCUAGGUCUGCAAAUACAUGAAAGAACUCACACUGGGGAGAAACCCUAUAAAUGUGAGAAAUGUGGGAAAGCAUUUGUUUCUCUCACAAGCUUUCGAAGACACAUGAUGACGCACACUGGAGAUGGACCUUAUAAAUGUACAGAAUGUGGGAAAGCAUUUAAUUGUCCUAGUUCAUUUCGAAUACAUGAAAGAACUCACACAGGAGAGAAACCCUAUGAUUGUAAGAUAUGUGGUAAAGCCUUCAGUUGUUCCAGUUACGUUCAAGUACAUGAAAGAACUCACACUGGAGAGAAACCCUAUGAAUGUAAGGAAUGUGGGAAGGCAUUCAUUUACCGCACAACCUUUCGAGGUCACUUGAGAGUGCACACUGGUGAGAAACCAUAUAAAUGUAAAGACUGUGGGAAAGCCUUUAGUCGACCCAGUUCAUACAGAAGUCAUGAGAGAAUUCACACUGGAGAGAAACUUCUUGAAUGUAAGCACUGUGGGAAGGCCUUCAAUUGGCCCACAUCCUUACAUAAACAUGUCAUGAGAAUGCACACUAGAUAA
Molecule: messenger RNA, 2583 nt
Organism: Rangifer tarandus platyrhynchus (Svalbard reindeer)
Lineage: Eukaryota; Metazoa; Chordata; Mammalia; Artiodactyla; Cervidae
Source: the annotation of a GenBank genome assembly